UUGGUCAAUGUUGCUGAUAUCGAAGGCACCUGACAGCGCAUAUAUAUACGGUCCAUGCCUUACCCAUCCGAAGGCACGUAGGCAACUUGUUGAAGACGCACGCCUGCAAUUUUACAUUAGUCUCACCAAGAUGCUGACGUCCCGUGCCCUGAUCCGAGGGUUGCAGUCCAGCCUCUGGAGAGGACUGUCCAGCACCAGCGCCCUGCAGGGGUCCCACUCCCAAGUGAUGGAUGUGAUGGACUGCACCGUGCCGCAGUACAACAACCGCCUGGACUCGCCGCUGCCUGACAGGCCGUUCGUGCAGCUGGAGCAGCUGUCUGCGGAGCAGAAGAAACUCAAGGAGAAGGAGAAGGGCUCCUGGAAGAGCCUCAGCAAGGAGGAGCAGCUUGCAUUGUACAGAAUGACGUUUGAGCUGACGUACCCUGAGAUGAGGCAGGGCUCUGGCGAGUGGAAGACGGUGCUGGCGGGCAUCUUCUUCUUCCUCGGCUUCAGCGGGCUGCUCGUGUGGUGGCAGCGGGCCUAUGUGUAUGGAGACGUGCCUCACACUCUGAGUCCUGAGUGGGUGGAGAAACAGACCCAGAGGAUGAUUGACAUGCGCGUCAACCCUGUGACCGGCUUUGCAUCGCAUUGGGACUAUGAGAAGAAGCAGUGGAAGUAAUGCAGUGUGAUUGUUAAAUCUUUGGUUAGUGUCAACACGGACACUAUAACCAAAUUCUAUUCACAUAUGACAAAGACCUCUGCUUUACAGCCUUAAAACCAGUGACAGCAUACACACACACACACACACACA
Messenger RNA from Sardina pilchardus (European sardine), 790 nucleotides. Its product is annotated as cytochrome c oxidase subunit 4 isoform 1, mitochondrial. The record is from RefSeq and is a predicted model, not a curated record. The transcript is spliced from 5 exons. NCBI's taxonomy places the organism in Eukaryota, Metazoa, Chordata, Actinopteri, Clupeiformes, Clupeidae. The coding region runs from base 8 to 658 and encodes 216 amino acids. Gene Ontology annotation, biological process: mitochondrial electron transport, cytochrome c to oxygen.